Molecule: messenger RNA, 1413 nt
Organism: Fundulus heteroclitus (mummichog)
Lineage: Eukaryota; Metazoa; Chordata; Actinopteri; Cyprinodontiformes; Fundulidae
Gene: aldoca
Product: aldolase C, fructose-bisphosphate, a
Exons: 9
Coding region: 310-1401 (363 amino acids)
Biological process (GO): glycolytic process; fructose 1,6-bisphosphate metabolic process
Cellular component (GO): cytosol
Molecular function (GO): fructose-bisphosphate aldolase activity
Source: RefSeq, a predicted model, not a curated record
AAGUCACAUUUUUUUUUGUACAAGAAAAUAGUUUCACUUGUACAAAAAUCAGUCUGAAAUGGAUCUGAAAAUGUUGCAACAUUUAAAUAGAGCAAUGAUUCAUCAAUAUCUCUAACUUAUGUAGGACGGAGGAGGGUGUAUAAACCCCGCCCAGGGGUGUCGGCCUUUAAGGUGUGACACAGUUUGAGUUGGAUACAAACUGGAGCUGACGGGGAGUCUCUGUCACUGCUCAUCACAUCAUCAGAGGAGCGACUGAAUCACCAAAAGGUCAACUCUCGCACCGAGCCGGCUCUGACAGACAGUCCCAGAAUGACGCACCAGUUCCCAACACUCUCCGAGGCUCAGAAGAGGGAGCUCCAUGAGACGGCUCUACGCAUAGUUUCUCCAGGGAAGGGCAUCCUGGCUGCAGAUGAGUCUGUGGGCAGCAUGGCUAAGCGGCUGGCCCAGGUGGGGGUGGAGAACACGGAGGAAAAUCGCAGGCAGUUUCGUCAGAUCCUCUUCAGUGCGGACGAUCGCAUCAACAGCUGCAUUGGCGGCGUCAUCUUCUUCCACGAGACCCUGUACCAGCACUCUGACAACGGCGUUGCCUUUGUGAAAAUGAUCCGGGACAGGGGCAUCCUGGUUGGGGUCAAGGUGGAUAAAGGCGUCGUUCCCCUGGCGGGAACGUGCGGGGAGACCACCACACAAGGCCUGGACGGACUGGCGGAGCGCUGUGCGCAGUACAAGAAGGAUGGAGCGGUCUUUGCAAAGUGGCGUUGCGUGCUCAAGAUCAGCGACUCCAAUCCGUCAAAGCUGGCGAUCGCGGAAAAUGCAAACACCCUGGCGCGCUACUCGAGCAUCUGCCAGCAGAACGGCAUCGUGCCCGUCAUUGAGCCGGAGAUCUUACCUGACGGUGAUCACGAUCUGAAACGCUGCCAGUACGUCACAGAGAAGGUCCUUGCCGCCGUGUACAAGGCCAUGUCGGACCACCACGUGUAUCUGGAAGGCACUCUGCUCAAACCGAACAUGGUGACGCCCGGACACAGCUGCCCCACCAAGUACAGCCCAGAGGAGGUGGCGAUGGCGUCCGUCAGCGCCAUGCGCCGCACCGUCCCCCCCGCCGUCCCAGGGAUUUGCUUCCUCUCUGGAGGUCAGAGUGAAGAGGAGGCCUCCAUCCACCUCAAUGCCAUCAACAACUGCCCUCUGGCUAAACCCUGGGUCCUGACGUUCUCGUUCGGCCGGGCCCUGCAGGCGUCGGCCCUCAGAGCCUGGAGAGGACACAAGGAGAAUGAAAAAACCGCCACAGAGCAGUUCAUUAAGCGAGCGGAGGUGAACAGUCUGGCGUGUCUGGGGAAAUACAGCGGCGGCGAUAACCACGGCGAGGCCGGCCAUCGCAUCUUCGGCUCCUGCCACGCAUACUGAACAAAAAAAAAA